UCCUCCUCCUCCUCCCGGCGAUCUCCGCGCUCAAUCGCUCCGGCGCCCCCCCCGCGCGCGCGGCGGUGUCUCUCUUCCUUCCGCGCCCGAGGAGGCGCUACCCGGCGAUCCUCGCGCCGUCUAGGGUUUUCGGCGAUUCCGCAUCGGGGGACGCGCCGUCGAGGCAAGUGAUUUUCCCCUCGCUCCGUGGGGGUGGGGGGGCCGUUUCCGGCGUCGUCUCGCGGCGCGUGGUUUUCGCGAGCUGUUGGCCGCGGGCGAUGCCACUGCCAAUGGCGAUCAGCUGAUGAUUUUGGUCCUCUUUUUUUUUUGCUUUAUAAGGUUUAGGUUUCGGAGCUACUGUGAUUAGUGGUGAGUAUUUAGUUUCCAGGCUCGCGCGAGAGGUACUGGACCGGGCGUUCUAGAUUGGCCGGGCCGGUUUCGCGGAAUAGGAGUUUCGGACAUGCGAGAGGGACUUCUGGAUUUUUAUGGAUAGAUUGUGUAGGCGAUCGAGACGUUGGAGGUUUCUUGGGAGCCGCUCGCCGCUAUGAAAUAUUGAGCCUUUAUGUGUGGGGGUGUUCUUGCCACCAGAAGUUCUAUGGUAGUUUCCUAAAAUAGCUGAGAGGGUUGAUUGUGGCAGAGUAGAUGGUGGUUCAUGGCUGCAUCUUGACUACUGUUAUUUUUUGGCCCGUGAGUAGUGUUGAAUAUUGAAGCUUUUUCACAAAAGAAUUGAAACCUCGCUUAGUGUGCAUAAAGACGGUCGGGGUUUUUGGACCGGUUAAAUUCUUUAAUAUAUGUGGGCAAGAAAUGCUCCUUACGGUAGAAUGAAAUUUGAGAAUGUCUUCUCAAGACAUGGCUGCUUAGUUAUUGUAUUGUCUUUAACGAAUUUAUAGAAUGAUCUUGCGACAAACCACCUUAGUUUAUAUUUUGGGAUGAAUAGUAGCAACUCUAUGAUUACGGUAAUGUCUUUAGGGCGAUUUUAAGUUGUUUAUCCUACGAAGAACAUGUUUACCCAGUUAUGAACUCACAAAGUUGUUUUUUGAGGUUGGUAAAUGUCCAUUAACUUUUAUUCUGUAGUGUCCAUCAACUUUUGAGCACUCAUUUGUUGCCAUGUCAUUUGACAUCAGAAAGCUGGUGUCUGUAUUGUAUUUAUUGCAGUAACAAUAAUUCGAGGGACCCGUUUUAGCAUUUUGAAACUGUGACUGCAUAUACUUAUCUUGGUGAACUUCUUGAUGUCAUAUUUUCUAAUUCAUUUGCAUAAAAUUGUUUCAAAUAAAGUUUUUGCAAUCUGGAAAUGAGAAAUGCUAGACUUACUAUAACUAGCUUACACAAUUAAUUUACUAACUGACAUGUCAGUUGAUAUUGAUUGUGCCCACUUGUUUAGUACUCACAGUUUGACGUACUACCUAGUAAACUGAUCUUCUAUACCAAUCUUAGUAAGUCUAGCAUUGCUCUUUGGAAAUACUUUCAUAUGGAUGUUGUUUUAAUGUCCAUUUUCCCCUUCAUUCUUUUUCUUGUCUUUUGUUUUUGGUCUGUUGAGGUUGAUGACCUGAUGAGAAUAAUGUUCUUUUGCUUGUAUUCAGGUUUUGUCCAAUUUGUUUGGAUGACCUUGGAGCAACUUUUAAAGCAUGGCAUCAGGGACAGCCGGAGAUCGAAAGUGGGGUGCUGCAAGAAGAGGCAGCAUGACUGUAUUGGGGAAAGUCGCCGUUCCCAAACCCAUAAACCUGCCGAGCCAGAGGCUUGAAAAUCAUGGUUUGGACCCAAAUGUGGAAAUUGUUCCAAAGGGUACCCUUAGUUGGGGCAGCAGGUCCUCUGCCUCUACGCCCAAUGCAUGGGGUUCAUCUAUGCUCUCCCCCAGUGCUGACAGUAGUACUAAUUCACCGAGCCACCACAGUGCUCGGCCUUCAUCGGGUGAAAGUGGCACCCGACCAUCGACUGCGGGAAGUGACAGGGCUCUUGAUUCUACUAAUGCAUGGGGAUCAAAUUCUCGGCCAUCUUCAGCUUCUGGAGCAUUGUCAUCCAGUCAGACAUCACUAGCAUCUUUACGUCCUCGCAGUGCAGAAACAAGGCCUGGUAGCUCACAGUUAUCUCGUUUUGCGGAAUCUGUGCUUGAUAAUUCAGUGGCUGGGGGUAUUGAAAGACUGGGACCGACAUCUUCCAAGAACGACAGGUUUUCUUUAAGUUCUGGGGACUUCCCAGUUCUUGGUUCGGAGAAAAAUGGUUGUGGGAGAAGUGCGGGCUCACAAGAGCAUGCUCCUCAAGGUUCAGAGUUAUCUUCCGAUACAGUGGUAUCGGUGAAAGAAGGUGAUAGCUCUGUCAAUGCUGAUCCCAGGAAUAGAGUUGAGAACUCAUGGAGAAGAGACAAUGCUCCCUGUGGUGAAGAUGGUGGACCUGGUGCGGACAAGUGGCGUGGGGAUCAUCCUCCUCACCAAAAUGCUGGCAUCCUCCCUCAGCAGUUUAGUGCUUGGCAUGGUCCUCUAGUUAACAAUCCUCCAGGUGGUGUUUGGUUUAGAGGGCCUCCUGGGGGCCCCCCUUAUGGAGCUCCUGUUGCACCUGGUGGCUUUCCUGUGGAACCAUUUUCUUACUACCGUCCUCAAAUUCCACCUCCUGCUCUUCCCACUCUGCAGCCUCCAGGUGCUGGACCUAGGGGACACCACUCAACUAGUGGAGAUAUGUAUAGACCUCAAAUGCCCGAUGGUUUUAUUCGCCCAGGUAUGCCUCUUAGGCCUGGGUUUUACUCUGGUCCUAUGCCCUACGAUGGUUAUUUUGGUCCUCCAAUGAACUAUCACAAUUCAAAUGAACGAGAUAUAGCAUAUACCGGGAUGGCUGCUGGCCCUCCCCGGUAUCCUGGCCAAAAUGCUCCUGAAAUUCCACAUAGAUCUGGUGGCUAUGGUUCCACUAAUAAAGCAUCAGAUGGUGAGGAAGUGGAUAUGGGUCAUCCUCAUAAUACGAGGGGGCAGUACAAAGUUCUCUUGAAGCAACAAGAGAGUUGGGAUGGUAAGGAUGAAGGACAUAAACGGGAGGGAAGUGUUACAAAGGACGAGUCAUCUCUGGACAAGGGCGAACCUGGCAAGAAAGCAUUGUCGAAAAACCACUGGAGAUCGGAUCGCAACAAUGAAGAGAAAGAUCUAGAAAAUGCAGGACCAGUUGAGGAGGCUUCUCAGAAGAUUGAUUAUAAAGGGGGUGGUCCUGGUCCGACCAGGGUAAAGGCACUUGAAAAUGUGCAAAGGGCUGAUGAUGCUGAUUCAGCGAGAGGACCAUAUAAGAACUCUGUUGUCCCAGAAGCUCCAAAAUCUUCUGUCGCUGCCCCCAAGGAUUCAAGUUUGAUCCAGAAAAUUGAGGGAUUAAAUGCUAAAGCUCGGGUUUCUGAUGAUCGCCAUGAGUAUACAUUUGUUUCCAAUAGGUCAGAGGAAGAUAAUAACUUUCAAGGACCGGACACCAUGUCUAGGCAUUCUGCAAAAGAAAUUGGCUCUGAUGCUCUUCAUGUUGAAAGAAUUCAUGUUGGUAAGGUGACCAAACCUAACCUGUCUGAAAUGGAUGCUCCUAGUGGGGGUAAGAGCCUUGAGCAAGCUGAUGUCAGUGAGUCAACCAUUUCUAGGCGGUAUCUUCAUGGAGUGCAAGGAAAAUCUCAUCAUCGUGGUAAAGGAAGAUCAAGCACUCAAGAUGUCGACGAGCGGGGGAAGAGAUCUAAGGAGCCUGACCAAUUAGUCGUUGUACCAGAUGCAUCUCUAGAGAUUUCUAACAUUCAUGCGCCCCAUCGUAUGUCUGGGAAAGCUAAUGAUAUCUGCACACCACUAUACCGAGGAAAGGAUGAGGGAGCAACUGUGUCCAUUGCUUACGAUCCCAGUGAGAGUGAGGCAGAGCGUGCUAAGAUGAAAGAGUUGGCAAAGCAACGGGUGAAACAGCGGCAGGUUGAGGAGGAGGAACGAGCUAGAGAUCAGAAGGCAAAGGCAGACAUGAAAUUGGAAGAACUGAACAGACGUGCACAAGCUGUGGAUGGUUCAAUUGGAAAAGGUGAAAAUGUGUCAACCGGUGCUACUUUGAAAAAGCAACAUAACUUGCAGCCCAUUGUUGAAAUGACAAAAGCUUCUGCUAGGUCUGUAGUGCUAAGCUCUCAGUCUGUUUCUAGUGCCAUCACAGUUUCUGAAGUUAGCGAUGGUAUUGGAAGAUCCACUGUUCGGUCCAAUCUUUCGCAAGAACCACCUGAUGGUGCUUGUAAGGAACAUGCAUUGGUCGGCAACCAGUCUCGGCCUUUGAAGCAGGACACUAAAACUGGUGGUGCUUCUGACCCUAUUGAAGAUGGUCGUAUGAUUAAGCAGACGCGUGUGGGAUCCAAACAUAAAUCACACAUUUCAUUAGAGAAAAACUUCAAUGAGAAGGGCACUCUUGAGCCGUCCAAAGUCCUUGCUGAUGGGGCAGAUAGUGUCACAAAAUCUGCUGAUGUUCCCUAUGAGAGCACUCCAAGCUGUGAGGAUAGGAUUCCUGUCAAUCCACAUGGUAUGGUUGAGUCUAUGGUUCAGCAAAGAAGAAAAGGCAACAAGAUUAGUAGGAACAAGCAUAAGGUGGAUGAGUCAUCCUCUUUAUCUGCUUUACCUGUACUUGCAUCUAAAGAGAUUAUUGCGGCCAACACUAUAGAAGAAAGCAGUCAGCUAAAGUCUCCUGAGUCCAAUUUGGAUUCUACGCAGGUCAUGUCACCACCUGAUUCUGGAGAUGCCAAACAUCCUUCAGAGCGGUAUCCAGCUACCGCUGGUGAAGAAGUCCAUACUAGAGUAAAUUAUCAGCGGAAGUCACAGCAUUCUCGCAGGAUGCCAAAAAAUCAACAUGCCAAUAAGCUCCACGGUAGUGAAUCUGUUGUAUGGGCGCCUGUUCGAUCACAGAACAAAGCUGAGGUUUCUGAUGAAGCUAGUGACAGGGCACUAGUUGAGGGCAUUAAUUCAACUGUCAAGAUCGACAAUCCCGUCCAGAAUAAUCCAAAAAAUAAGAGGGCAGAGAUUGAGAGGUAUGUCCCAAAGCCUGCUGCCAAAGAAAUGGCUCAGCAAGGAAGUGUUCAUCAACAUACGGUUGCUUUAAGCAGUAUAAAUUCCGGAGAUGUUAGUGUUGAGGCGGGAGGAGGUUCAGGUCCGCAAAGCAUUGAAAAUGCUCAACCUGCCAAACCAUCAUCUAGGAAUGGAGACGGUAGGUUAAAUAAGCCAGGAAGAGCCCAUGGAUCAUGGCGCCAGCGUGGGCCAAAGGAAUCAACUUUGCAUGUAUUGGCUGAUGGACAAUCUUAUACUGCGGACAUAGGUAAAGAUGGUCAAAAGUUGAGUGGGCAUCACCAAGCUGAGGAACAUGAACUAAGAUCAAUGGACGAGAAGCCAAAACGUUCUGAUGAGCAGGGUUCUGGUGAUGGUUCAAACCUUCCAUGUAAUUCCAACUCUACUGCUGAGGUCCCAAUUCAUCCUGCCAGAGAUCAAGGAGUUGCAGGAAGAGGAAAGCGUCAUGCUUUCCGGGCACAGAAAGCCCCAGGGGUUACUGUAGAUCAUGAUCAGAAGAAAAGCAUCGAGGAAAUGGAUGAAAGUCGGAACCAAUCUUUGGCUCCUGAGGUGAUCCAAAGAAGUCCAGUUGUUCCCAAGGAAAACCAUGUUGUCUCCGAACGUUCAACUUCUCAUUGGCAACCCAAAUCCCAUUCAUCUUCUGCUCAUAUUUCUCGAGGAAGUAGGGUGACUGGAGGUCAAAAUAUUCAGGCUGACAGUGGUGGAAUUGAUGCAGAGCUCCCUCACGGUGGUCUACCCGCUUCAGCACAGCAUGAAAUGGAACAUCAAGAAGCUUUGUCGACCAAUGACAAUCGAAAAUAUAAUUCCCGAAAAGAUAAUGUGAAUGAAGCAGGGCAUGUAGAGGGUAAGAUAGAAACGAAGGCUCUAGCAUUUGGAGUCCGUGGCCACUCUUCAAUACAGGGUCCAGUCAGGUCAACUGGUGAUGUGCGUCAUGAGUCCCAAUUUCCUUCGGGGUUCCACAAGAACCAGGGCGGUCGAAAUGCAAGAGGCAGUGGACCUCAUGGAGAUUGGAACUCAAGUGGGCCGGAAAAUAACCGACAUCGUGAAAGACAGCGGCCCAACUCACACUUCAGAUAUCAGCCUGUGGGGACAUACAGCGAUAACAGAUCAAACCAGGUCGAAGGAUCAAAAGAUGGUUCUCAAAGUGCUGGCAUGAAGUUUAAGGAGAAGGGUGGUCAAGGCAGUUCCAGGCGUGGUGGAGAGAACUAUACAGACCGGCAAGUUGGCACUGGUCGAGCUGAUGCUGACUGUAAUUAGUAGAGAGAGUAGAGUCCUAGAUGUGUUCUGUUGUAGAUGGCUCCUCUGGUCUUGAUUGGUAAUACCCCCGUGCCUUCAGGUAUUGACGUUUGCUGAUUACUGCGGACAAGGUGGGCUGAUGUGCCAGCUCAAGUGACGGGUUGUCAUGUCAAUGGUUGUCCAGGUUGAGAGCAUAGCCAGAUGCGUCUUGGAAGUCUUCAGUUGAUAUGGGUUGGUUUUGACAUUUGUGGUGGGCUUCUUACCUUACCUUAUUUUUACAAAUGUAUUGCUCUGAACAAUUUAAUUUGGUCAUGGGCUUAUCUUCAAUGGAUCUUUUCACA
Messenger RNA from Syzygium oleosum, 6586 nucleotides. Its product is annotated as protein MODIFIER OF SNC1 1. The coding region runs from base 1605 to 6266 and encodes 1553 amino acids. NCBI's taxonomy places the organism in Eukaryota, Viridiplantae, Streptophyta, Magnoliopsida, Myrtales, Myrtaceae. Gene Ontology annotation, biological process: epigenetic regulation of gene expression. The record is from RefSeq and is a predicted model, not a curated record. The transcript has 9 exons.